GCCCCCGUGGCUGAGUAGUUUCUGUGAAUGCGGCGAGCUCCUAGAUUUCGCCACUUGCUUCACUCGUUGUAGGUGGAUGGCAGCAGUCUGGAUCGAAACCUCAGCCCCCUUUGACCUCUCACAGGAAUCACAUUCAUACCACCGCUCUUCUCCGUUUGAAAUGGAACGUGCACCCUUUAUCGCCACUACUCAGACUACUCCAACGCCCACUAUAUCGUCUGACCCUAGUGGAUCCAAAGCUGAUAUCCCAGAGGAGAUCAGCCCCGUCUUCCCUCCCAAUCCUUUCACAAUCGCUCUUCCACUCUAUUGUCUCUUCAAACAGGAGAAACCUACACCCGUCAUUGCUCGGCUCUCGUUGGCACUUGGUACACCCCACAUAGGCGUCGUCUCCUUCCAUCCUCAGAUUAGGAAAGGUGCCAGAAUCGAAGACAUCAAUUUGGACGUGUGGUUACCUGUACCCCCAGAGAACGUCUUCAUGAUACAACAGAUCAAUGGCAGAUGGCGGAGGAUAGGUGUGAACAUUCCCUUGGCGCCGUUUCAGGGUCGGACAUAUGAGUUCUCAAUGAGGUACGAGUGGCGGAUCCUCGUUGGUGGGACUGAGGCUUUCAGUUUGACGAGGGACUAGGUCAACGACGCUUGUGAAUUGUUUCUCGUGCUUCCUUUCGGAACCCUAGCGGUAAUAUCAUGUUGUUAACUAGCUCAGUCUUGGCAUUAACUCGCUCAAUACAUGCUCCUUCAUUGUUGGACUUGGCAUGAAAGUCCAGCAAAAGAUAGCGACUCGAUUAGAUUGUAAGAAUAUAAGAUGUACAAUCCC
This is a messenger RNA of Somion occarium, 814 nucleotides long. NCBI's taxonomy places the organism in Eukaryota, Fungi, Basidiomycota, Agaricomycetes, Polyporales, Cerrenaceae. The record is from the annotation of a GenBank genome assembly.